AUGGAUCAAAAAGAAUUUGUUCGGAGAAAUUAUAUCAAGUUGACAGAAGCUAUUGCUCCAAACGUCGAAGCAGUUGUCGUUUGGUUGUUCAGCAAUGGUGUCAUAUCGCGGCAUAUGAAGGAUAAUGUGCUAGAGAGCAACAAAACACAACAUAAAAAGACAUGGGCAUUGCUAGACCUCAUUGUAACUCGGGGACCCAGAGCACUGGAUUAUCUCUACAAUGCUGUUUUAGAAGAACAGUUGUACGAGGCAGCUGACAUCUUAAAGCCAGAGAAGGGUCCUCAUAUGCCAGUGGUUGUUCUACAUCCUUAUGUGUCAUCACCUGCAGUCCAGCAAACUCCAACAAUGGAGUAUGACUCACCAGAUGAGGGACUUCCAGACACAUGGCCAUCAGAAGAGGCCAUAAAAGCCUGUACUACUGUCCGAAUGGUUAAGGAGACUCAUAGAAGAAUGAUCAACUUAUUUAAAGAAACAUUGACACCCAGAGGACAAGAGAUGAGAUACUUAAUGUCGGCAAAACCACGAGGACGAGUGCUGGUAAUAAACAAUGAAGAAUUCACUCAUCUGGAUAACAGAGUUGGAUCAUUUGAGGAUAGGAAAUCUUUGGAGACACUUUUUAAAGCAUUAGAUUUUGAUGUUGAAGUUGCCAAAAAUCAGACAAAAGAGCGUAUGUGGGAGUUAUUAGUCAAAGAAUCUGAAAAGGAGUACCAUAAAAAGGCUCAGUGUUUUGUGCUGGUCAUCCUCUCACAUGGCCACACCGGUGUUGUUUUUGGAACAGAUGGGCGCUUGAGAAAUGGUCAUCCAGAGAACUUUUUGGAAAUCAAAAACAUUACUGACCUGUUCUGUAAAAGCGAGAACCUGCAAGGAAAACCAAAGCUAUUCUUUAUUCAGGCUUGCCAAGGAGCUAACAAGAAUGAAGGUCAUCCUGUUGGGCAAGCUGAUAGCACUGUACCUCAAAAAUCUGCAGCAGCAGAUGGUGAGGUUCCCAUCAGUAGCUUUGCAGCUUCUUCUGCUCCUGUCGCUGGUGUAGGGGACACUAAAGAACAAGAGGAAAUAAUAAAAGAAGCCAAAGCAACACUACAAGAAGUUAUUUCUACUACACAGUCUGAUGCGGCAGGGGACAAGAGGCCUUCAGGUGCAGAUGUUUUUGUGGCCGUAGCCACCAUUCCAGGUUUCCUUUCAUAUCGAAAUACACAAAUUGGAACAUGGUUUAUCCAAGCCAUCUCUUAUGUGUUUGCCAAGUACGCCUACAAGUAUGACCUCAACAAACUGAUGACAUGGGUCAAUAACUUAGUUGGAAGAGCAGAAACAGGCAAGGAAAGAUACAAGCAAAUUUGUGAAAAAAAAGAUUCAUUUCAAAAGGAAUUUUAUUUUUUCCCAGGACUGGUUGAUGAUAAAUAG
Candidula unifasciata is the source of this 1401-nucleotide messenger RNA. NCBI's taxonomy places the organism in Eukaryota, Metazoa, Mollusca, Gastropoda, Stylommatophora, Geomitridae. The record is from the annotation of a GenBank genome assembly.